AUGGCUAGGCAAAAGCCCUCCAAUUCAAAGCAUGUCCUUUACACUACCCAGUCUAGGCCGAAAAAAAAGCAAGGUCCUGCUUCGUCGCCUGUUGGAAAUGGAAGCCCGGAGCAGUCCGCCAGCAGUAGUUCAGUUACUGCUUCAAGACGCCCAGAAAACAACUCGCCUGUGGAGGGCGCUGGAACGGUCGAACAAUCUCGUACUCCGCAACCGGCCCGGCCAGUCGCCCGGCCACUGAUACCGACCAGACCAGCCACGUCGACUCCGACAAGAUCUGAUCAGAUCUUGGCGCCAUUGGAUUUAACCCCAGUAAACCGUCAAGAAGCAAUUGCUAGUGCCAGUAGUAUAAACUCCCCAGCCGCUCUCACAUGUAUGGAGCAGAUAAAACAGUUCUUCGCCACCCAAGGGGAGUUUAAUAAACAACUGGAGCAACGACUGGAAGAGUUAAAACAUCAAACCGCGGGGAAAAGAUCUAAACAAGUUCAGCGUCCUACAAAGGAAUUAUCGGUAAGUGAACAAUAUUAGCCAUUCAUGUAAAGCUUCCUGGGCUUAAUGGCUGUCUGCCAACAUGUUUGACCUAGCGUAUGCCCUGUUCCAUCGAGCAAGCACAAAAAUAAAAAUAAAAAUCGUGUUGGAUUUAAGUCUUAUCAUCCAUGGAUUUAUUGUCGCGCCACUGGUAUCAUUCAUAGAAAAUUUGACUCCCUCCCCCUAGGGACGAAAAUUUUUGGCGGGAGUUUAUUUUUGCGGAUUGGCGGUUUUUAGUGUUUUGCGGGAACUAAUUUUUGCGAUUAGAAAACAUUGUUUUUUCCCACUGGGAAUUAAUUUUUUUGCAAAUUUUAAAAAGAACCCAGCAUUCAUAAUAUUUUCAAUUUUGUUAAAUGUUUUUGUUAUAAUAAUAAUAAUGAUAAUCAACUUUAUUAUUAUAAACAAGAAUGAAAUACCAAGUGAGUUUUUGCGCGAAAACUUGAUAUCUUCGCAUGAGAAAAUAACAUGUUAUCUUCACGUGUGAAAAUAUUACCAUUGCUAUGGCUUCAUAAUAAAUCGCACCUUUCAGACCCAAAAACCAUUUAAGGAAAAUGGUUUGGCAUUUCAUUGGUGUUUAUGUAAUAAAUAGAACAUGACAGGAAAUAAUUGUGAAAAAAGAGAGCACAGCCACUAAGAAAUAGCAAAAGCUAAUCGUGCCAAGUGGCUGGGCCAUGCGGAAAAGUAACUAGAUAUCAAAGUUGUUUAAAAAGCAUCUUGCUUGCUGACUGCUGAAUUUCAAGUUAUCGAGAAUUACAGUAAAUAUAGGAAGGAAAUCCAGGGGAAAUCAAUUUGAUUCAAGUUAGUGUGAGGUUCGAGUCAGCAAGGGCUUGAGAUGGGGGCCAAGUGUAAAACGUUCAAAGUUACUGGUACGAAGGAUUAAUAGUUCUACUUUCUAGUAUUUUGCUGCCUGAAAGUUUGGUUUCGCUUUCUGUUUCUGAUACAGUUUGCUUGCUUUAUUGGUUAUUAGCUUAUUGUUCUAUCUGUUUCCCUGACUGUUUCCUUGUUAAUUCAUCCUUUAUAAGGCUCAUGUGAGGGACAUCUAUUGUUCACUGACCAAUGAGGAUGGGGAAGAUGUUAAAUGGGAUCUUUCACAAGAGUAAGUUUAUCAUUUUUAUUUCUGUUGUUAUUUUUUUAUAUCAGGUUGCCAGGUCACUAAUUGAGAUGCUUAAGUUAUGCAGUGUUUGUUUUGAGCUUUUUAGUUGUUGGAGCUCAUAACCGGUAUUAAAAGAAAAAUACAAUGGUUUUUACCAAAAAGCAAACUUCUAUCGCUAUUUUUAAAAGAAAAGCUACCAUGUAUUGUAUACAAACUCUUAAUUUAUUAGGAGUCACAAGUCUUUCUCAUAUGCACCCCUUCAGUAUCAAAAUAAUAUGGGAUUACCUUAAUUUGGGAUCUUGCGCACAAAAAGAACCCUCUUUCCAGAAAAAUACUUUGCUUAGCCACUCAGUUCUCACACAAUUUUUGCCAUCAAAUUUAGCUUUAAUCACAGAGAUAACCAGGUUGUGCAUGCAGCUAUUGUAGAUGGAGUGCGAAGCACAGACACUUCUGCACCAGUAUCGCUCAUAAGGGGUAAGUGUAUUCCUGCACUGUAAUUUCUCAGAUUUGGCUCUGUAGAAUGUAAUAAUUACAGUAGAUCAUAUGUAUUAAUAUGGUGGAAAAUUACAGGAAUCUUUGUCCAACUUGAACCUUGAGUCUUCUGGGGUGGAUCCAGGAUUUUAGCGCAAGGGGUUCAAUGAAAAGGCAAGGCAGCCACCUUGUAGGGGGGUCUGCGGGCAUCCUCCCCCAAAAAUUUGGAAAUUUCAAGUCCUCACUGAGAAACAUGAUUUCUGCCAUUCUGAGGCGAUCGAAGUCAGCUUGUUUUAAUAUCUCAUUUUUUAAAGUGAAAAUGCCAUUCUUUUUGCAUCAAAAUAUCACUGAAAGCAGUGAAACAACUAUGCAAAUUUGCAUUUGUAAAACUAUGAUAAAAAUAUACUGCAUUAAUUUCACUAUUUUCAAUUUUGUGUUUCAUUGAACAUGGGAUCAACAAGAAGCAUUCUUCGGUAUCUUUCCACAAAAAACUGAACCACAGCAUUGUAGUCAAUGGGCAUUUCGUAAUGAAUGUUCAUCAUAGCCAAGCCUAACAGUCUUUCUGUUGUCAUGGUGGUAUCCUUUGACAAGCUUCAAAGCUGUACCUUUUCCUCCCUUGUUGUCAGCUGAAGUGACUGGUAUAGUGCAAGCAAUUCGCAGCAAACAGUUAAUGUUAAGGAAAAUGUCAGUGAAACAAAAAUGUAUUUGUUUCUUAUGGAGAAAACGUUUUAGCUUUAUUGAGCAGUAGAGGCUUAACUUGCUUAUGAAUACAUUGCAUUUAAGAUUGACUGUAUUUAUUUUAUAUUUUUACAAGUUUCCGAUGUUGGCUAUUUUAAUUUAGGGGUUUCGAACCCCCCGAACCCCCCCUAGAUCCACCACACUUCUUGGUCCUUUUAAGAAAUGAUUUUUUUACUUAUGGUGAUAGCAGUCAAUAAUUUUUAUAUCUGUUUUCCUGAAUGACAGCUGCUAUUAGGACCCACUUUAAGACCAAGAAGAGGCAGAAAAAAAUCAAACAAGGCAACAAGGAGAAACAAGUCCUGAAAGAGCAGCGAAUCAGGAGCAGAAAGAAUACAGUAAGUACAGUGAAACCUGUAUUAAGCGGACAGAAGCUAAAGUCCCAGAAUUUAUUUCCCUUAUUUGCUUUAAAUGAAACCUUUAUUAAGUGGGCACCUCUAUUAAGCGGACGCGGACACCUAAAGAGUACCUGAAAUGGACAUUUCUAUUGUUACCAACGUGUAUUAAACGGACACUUGUAAUCAGAUGCCACCACCCAACAUGGCAGACACCGAAAAUGCGAAGAUUGCCUCGUAUUGCCACCCACAAAAUGUUUCUAUUUUUACAUUAAAAAACGUGAUGUGAUGAACAUAUUUGAUUAGUUUCGCAGUACAGUACUGUUUUCUAUUUCGUUUUGUUUGUAUAGAGCUUGUUUCACUCAUCUGAUUUCUUCAAAUUUGAGUUGCAGUCUAUGUUUAUGGUAUUAUGAUCAACUGAUCCACUUUGAUAAAGAAAUUAAUGCAAACGUAUAUCAUCAAAGCCUCUGAGAGUAUUCUUAACCUUUCCACUGUUCACGUAAAUGGCAUUUGACAUCUCUAUUGAAACCUGUAUUAGACGGCCACCCUGUAUUAAGCAGACACUACAAAAUUACCCGAGGGUGUCCGCUUAAUACAGGUUUCGAUCACUGUAUACAGUGUAAAAAAGUUCCUUGUUACUCUCAAGCCAUUACAGUUAAGCCAGGUCAAGUGUAUUCCCAAGAUUGCAUUAAAAGUAAUGAAUUUACUAUUGGAAAGUGGAAUCAGUUGAUAGUUUUAGAUUUUAGUUUUAUAUGCACAUUCCAGCAUAUGUAGUGUGCAGUGAAAUUUACAGUCUAGGUAGUUUUUUUUAAAUUUCUGCCAGCUCAGUUUUGUUGAAAUUGUUGUAAAUGCCUUUUGAUGGUCUCACUCAUAAUUAAUUUUUGUUUGUUACAGAAACGACUAAAGAGACAAAAAGCACUUGUACAAUCGACAUCCAUUUCGAAUGAGGAGAAGAGAAGAUUUAAAGAUUGUAUGAAUGUAGAAUACAUGUCUUCGGAACAUUCUGUCUCUGAAGACAAUGCAGAUGAUCGAGAAAACAGCUCUGAGGAUGAGAAUGUCCCCAAGCAAAAGGUGCUCUGUAGGAGGCCUCUUCCUUGGAGGAGCCAAGAACUGAACAACUUUUUUGUAAAGCUGGACCGGAAAGCAAACCGGAAACGGUCCCAAAGAAGUGCCUCAAUGAUGAUAGAGAGGAGGGAUGGCUCCCCCUCAGAGAGAGAGGCACCAGAUGAUGCCCCUGAAUUUGCUCUGUCGUAA
Molecule: messenger RNA, 4413 nt
Organism: Porites lobata
Lineage: Eukaryota; Metazoa; Cnidaria; Anthozoa; Scleractinia; Poritidae
Source: the annotation of a GenBank genome assembly